CCUUUCUUAAAGUUUUAGGACCAAGUAGUAAUAUGCCAAGAGAUUUAAACAAAUUUAGAAGCUUGGAAAAAAAGCAGCAAGCAAGAUAAAAAAACCUAGUAAAGAACCACAAAAAGUAGCAGUCACUCAUUCAUUCCCUUUACCACCAUUCUAGCUAUCCCUUUCCUUUCCUUCUCCUCCUCAUCCUCCCAUUCCAUUCCAGUCCAUUUCCUUCCCCUUUCCAUGUUAAGCAAUUUCAUCCCCUCCCAACACAACACUGCACUAACCACAACCAAAACUACUUUGCUCUCCCCUCCAUUCACAAAAAUGGAAAAAACCUACUCAUUGUGAAUCUCUUAUAUAACAACCCUUUUCCUAUUUUGCUCUAUAUUCUCAUAUUCUGCCUUCCUUGCACACCCUAUUCACAGCAAAAAAAAAAAAAAAAAAAUCCCCCUUGGGCAGAACCCAACUGCCCAACUUCUCCAUAUAUAUACAAGUACUCCUUUGACCCGCUGAACUACUGUAUUUUAGCUUGUUUUUUUGCUGGUUUCCUUGUCUGGGUUUUCACUUAGAAGCUGCAAAGUUUGAAACUUUGGUGGAAAAAAAAACAUGGGGAGAGGUAGGGUUCAGCUGAGGCGGAUCGAGAACAAGAUAAGCAGGCAAGUGACCUUCUCCAAGAGGAGGAGUGGGCUCCUGAAGAAAGCCAAUGAGAUCUCAGUCCUCUGUGAUGCUGAUGUUGCUCUUAUUGUCUUCUCCACUAAGGGCAAGCUCUUCGAGUACUCAUCCGAUUCCAGCAUGGACACUAUACUGGAGAGGUACGAGAACUAUUCAUAUGCAGAGCGACACCAACUUCCUAUCAACGACCCUCAUCUACAAUCGGGAAGAUGGUCCAUGGAAUGUCCUAAGCUCAUGUCUAGGAUUGAAGUCUUGCAGAGAACCAUAAGGAACUUGGCAGGAGAAGAAAUUGACCCCAUGAGUUUAAGAGAGCUUCAGCAGCUGGAGCAGCAGAUUGAUACUGCUCUUAAGAGAGUUCGUUCCAGAAAGAAUCAACUCUUUCAUGAAUCCAUCUCAGAGCUCCAGAAAAAGGAACGUUCGUUGAGUGAGCAGAACGGCGUGCUAUCCAAGAAGCUGAAGCAUAAUGAGAAGGAGUCGAGCACUGGGGAUGAAGAUGAGCAGUCAGAGCAACAACAACAGCAGCAGCAGAGCAAUGGUGAGAUGGGCUUAUCCCAGCAGUAUUUUGUGCCGCCGCAACCAAUGCAGAUUCAACGUCAGCUAGGUGCUGCAUCCACUUCGAAGACUACCCAGCAGCAGCAGCAGAUACCGCUUUGGAUGCUUCCUUUUGUUCACGAAUGAAUGCUACGACGUCGUACCCAGAUCGAUCGAGCAAUUGGUUAGAGUCAUGAUGAGCAGUUCUUAAUAAUUAUGUGGGGAAAAAUAAAAAUUAAAGAGCAGUGAAUAAUUAGAAUGCAACUAAUUAACUAAUUAAUUAAAUGUGGUGUAUCCAUGUGGCACCUGUCCAUUCUAUUGUAUGAUGAUGUGUAAUUGUAAUAAUCUAUAGGUAAGUGC
Linum trigynum is the source of this 1545-nucleotide messenger RNA. NCBI's taxonomy places the organism in Eukaryota, Viridiplantae, Streptophyta, Magnoliopsida, Malpighiales, Linaceae. The record is from the annotation of a GenBank genome assembly.